Moneuplotes crassus is the source of this 787-nucleotide messenger RNA. Lineage: Eukaryota; Ciliophora; Spirotrichea; Euplotida; Euplotidae. The record is from the annotation of a GenBank genome assembly.
UCCAAGAUGAUAAACAGAAGAUGAUUCUCUCCUGAUGUGAAACCCAUUCCUUCCAAGAGUAACCUCUGGAGCCAAAUAAAGAAUACAUUAGUGGAAAGGUGUACUAAAGGGGAUAAUAAAUACUUUCUUAAUAAAAUCAGACUUGAACUCGCUAGGAAAAGCAUGAUCAGGAAUGGCAAGGAUAGCUACAUGGACUUCACAAAGGAGUCUGUUUCUUAUAAUGGGCUUAAGACCUCAGACUCAGAUAUGGGUAGCAACGAGUUCAUCAAUAAUCUGAAUUACAUUCAAUGCAUCCGGAGCUGUAAGAAGAAGAUUAAGCGAAGAUUACUGAAGAUGGGCAACUCUAGAAAGCACUGCCUCAACCGUCAUGAAGACUUUAGAGGAUAUAUUUUUGAUAAAUUUAUCAUACCUGCUAAAGAGAAGAUCGACUGUUUGGAAAUAAAUGCUUACCUCUUGCUUAUAAAUGACAGGGAAUAUUACAAAUCUAUCAGAUGUAUGGACUCGCCUAAUAAGAAAUCUAUUCGGAAGAACCAUAGGCUUCGGUGAACCAUCAAAAGUGAAGACCUGAAGUCAGUGUUUUAUCGAGAUCCAAAGGAUAUGGAUAAUGAGAAAGUCCAACUAAAGGAGUUUAAAUAAGAUAAUGAGCAACAAAGAGUAUAAACUGAAGCUUAUGAAACGAGGGGAAACUAAUCCCUUCCUACCAAAUUUCAGCCAAUUUGAAGGUAAAAUAGAGCUCCUUGGACCUUAAGCUAGGAAGAAUGAGGAAGCUCAGAAUGAUCUCAGCUGA